UUUGGAGGAUCUUGCUCUUAGUCUUCCAGUUCUUCAGGAAAAUGGUACAGAAGAGGAGAACGAGCUCCUGUGUCAAUGGAGAAAGUGUUUGGAAGCAGGAUCAUCAUCACCCCUGCCAUGCCCUAGAAACCAGCUGAGAGAGGAAGCUGAAAUAUCCUGGGGAGAGUUUAACUCCUGCUUUGGAGGGAGGCCACGUGUCCCAGAGGAGGCUGAACAUGGGAGCCACAAGGGAAAUUGUAACCCAAGGAUUCUGGGUGUAAGGUCAGGAGUCUUUAUUUGCUUUGUGGACUUGGGAGGUCUGGGAAGUCUAGUGGGGAGCAGACUUGCCUGAUAGUGGGUAGGAGUCAAUCCUAAAGUUCUGAAUCUCUGAUGGUCCCCCCCGGGACAAACUCUGGGACAUCAACAACCUGGAAAAGAAUUACUGUUUCCAUGGACAGACCCUGAUAUUUGAAUUUUCUACGUGAACAAUUUUUUGUUUCCUCUACUGUUGUUCAGAUUUCAAGGUUCCUUUUGAAAUUAUUGUAGAGAACAGUUACAUGUGUUCUGCCUUAUCAAAAGUUUUCUGUUUAGCAAUCCUCAUCAGCGUUUUAAAACAUGCUGACGUAAAAGGUCAGGAAUUUUUCAUAUAGGUUACAAUAAGUAUUUAGGUCAAAGACUAAUUAAUCAUUCAGCAUAAGUCUGCUUUUUUUUUUUUUUACCACACUGAUUAUGAAGAAGACACACCAAAAGGUUAAAGACCUUUUGUACUGUUACAGUCCAGAUAAGUGAUCUUCCACGCAGUUUUGGAGCAGCUGAACUAUAAAAAGGAAGAAACACACAAAAACCAAAGUUAUUUCAGUCUUGCUUUGUCAUUCUAAAAUUCUGUUCUCCCUCUCCUAAUCGGGAAGACCUUGUGAAGGAGCUUGUAUUGUUUGGUGUUGAAAGGUGUUUAUCUCAUUUUUACAGCUAAAAAUCCUACUAAACAUCAAGAGUUUGACUAAAGGAACUUUGCCACGGUACAAAAUGUUGCGAUCUGGCAGGACAAGUAGCAUGCAAUUUUAAAAUGUCAGAAACCCAGCUAUUUAUUAGUUUUCAUGGUAGGAAAUACUUAGCAGAUCAAGGUAAGUUUUUUCAAUGGAAAGAUUUCAUUUAAUGUUCUCAGUAUUUUACAACCACAGUAUGUAGUCCUUGAGACCUACAGAAUAACUCAUAAUUUUUUUCUGCUUCUACCUUGUAAAUGCCAGUGAAUCCUCUUACAGCCUUCUUCAAGCAGGAGCUAAGUCUGAUUACAGUAUCUGACUUGGCCAUGGCUUUGUAGAAGCAGGUGAGUACAGCACAAUAAGGGAGGGAAACAGAAAUUGGAGCUAGAACUUUGUCUAAAGAUCUCACUGAGUUUUACCAAAUUCAGUUCCAAACCACAGCCCAAACACAACCCAAUUUUCAUUUCAUCCUUGCUAAUGGAGACAUGAUCUCACUGACCCCCAGCAUUCUCUUCAGGCCCUGUCUGUGUUACAGAGCACCAUCUAAUAACCCUGUUACAUGCUGCUGCAGGAGAUGUGCCUGUGCCCCAUUAAAAGUUAAUAUCCCAUACCCUGACUGGGGACUUUCUAAAUGCAAACCACAGUUUAAAGAGGUAGCUUUACACUGUUACACUUGUAUUUAUAGGACUCUGAAAACAACCUGGAGACAGUGGACAUCUGAAAGUUUGCUGAAUCACAAGUUGAACAUGAUGUAAGAAAAUCAGACUGUUGCAAAAAUAAAAAGACUGACACCAUUUUGAACUGUAAAGCAGAUAUAAAGCAAUUUAUUAAUUAGUCUUGACAUUGGCAAGGUAUCGCAUGGAGCAAGGGAGUGAGGCAGCAGGGGUUUCUCAGCUGAAAGAAAACUGGGAGCAGAGGCAUAACUCUUUAGAAACAUAAAAUAGUUGCAAAACAUAAGGGAGUAAAGUAUCUUCCAUGUUCAUUGCCAGCAGGAAAUAAGUGAUAGGCUUGUACCAGAGAAUAGCUAAGUCAAGUUAGUGUAGGGAACACCUUUGAACUGUAAAGAACAGCAAGGCACUGAACAAGAGCAUUAGAGGAAAUGUUAGGAAUGUGUCACUGGAAAUCUCUGAGAGCAGGUUAGACAAACAGCUGUCAGGAAUAACGUAGAUACAGCAGACACGACUGACACUAAAGGAAUUAGCCCAUCCCUUGAACUCAAUUCCUGCUUUUUGUUUAUUAGAACCUCGGAAAAAAAAAAUCUGCUAAGACUUCUUCAAACUUUUAAAAUUAUAGCUGUAAGGACCAUCUGUGUUUUGAAUCAAUCCAAGGGAAUCACUGUUUGUUGGAAUGUCACAGAAGGCAGCCGUGAUUUGAAGUGGCUGCAACCUCUGUACCUAUGGUCUCAAGGAAUCCCAUUUACAGUAGUGUAUCUGCAAAUCUCUUAAAAAAUAAGUUUCAUAUAACAUCUGUGUUAUGGGAACUACUUUUGCAUUGGAACUGUAAGAAAAAAAAAAGUAAAACUCCAUCAAGGCAAAUAGGACAAUGGGGAAUGGGUGCCCUUCCAGUUCCAAUAAAAAAAAAAGUAAUCUUGUGUGGCAUAUUGUGUUACGAUAGAAGAUUUGUUUUAUUUACCAGAUGAAUAGACAAACUGAAUAAUGAUCUGUUCAUCAGUAAACCAGGAAAAAACAGCAAAAGAAAACCUUCUUUCAAAGUGUUUACUGACUUAGCAAUGUAACAGCCUUAUCUCCCUUCCUCAGCCGUGCUUGUGAAUCAGCAGCAGUGACAUUUUCCAGCAAUCCCACAUGAAAGCUGGUGGAAAGGCUGAUGAGGGAUUUCCGCUCCGUGACCUCGCCCUGCACUGGGACAGCCACCACGCUGCCUCUGCCAUUCUUUCUAUGAAGCACUGCACUGACAGCUGGAGUUGCUUUCCAGAAGUCAUCUCAUCAUCUGACAGCAUCCAAUACCUUAACUUUCCUCAGCACAGGAGACAAACUACCUUGAAUUUCCUACUUUUCUGAGUUUUCCAAGCUGCUGGCAAUGGCAAAUUAUCUUGGAGUUACCUCAGCAGUGUCUUUCAUCUGGGUUAUGACAUUCCUGGCUCAAAAUUACUUUGUAACAGGUUCCAUUAAUUCACCUUGCAGGAUCAAGGGUAUAGGAAUUUAUCUUGAUCAGAAAGCGAAUUUCUCAGAAGCAAGUCAUGGAUGUAAUCAAUUCAACCUAGAGCUGGCCAGUAAAAUACAAGUGGAAGAGGCUUUGAAACAUGGCUUUGAAACAUGCAACUAUGGAUGGGUGAAUGAUGGAUUUGCUGUUAUUCCUCGGAUAACAUCCAACCAGAAAUGUGGUCAGGGAAAAACUGGAAUAGUAAAAUGGCAAGCUAGCAAGGAUACAAAAUUUAAUCUCUACUGCUUCAAUUCCUCAGAUGUCCGGAUUAAUUCCUGUCAACCAGACCCAACUACACCUCCUUCAUCAACUGCAUCAAGUGAUGUAACUGCAUCUUCAGCCUCUGAUUUGACUGAGAACACCACAGCAGUGUCUGCUGAGGCUGUGACUGAGGCAGGACAAUUCCUGAGAAAGAGAUUCCGUGUGGUGUGCGUGACUGAAACGCUCUCACCAACAGAGGCGCCCACCACCACACCAGUGCCAGAGGAGCCCUUCUCCACUGACUCUCCCAAGCUCACUCCUCACCUGGCCUUUAAGAAUGAUGCUGUUGUUUUUGGAGGUAUCCCCACUGCACUUCUUGUACUGGCAAUCAUCUUCUUCAUUAUCUCUGUUGUUCUAGCAGUCUGUUAUAUCAAAAAGUACAAGAAAACCUUACCAUUUAUAAACAAGAAGCAGCAAAAAGAAACAGUUGUAACUACCACUCUCAAAGAGACAAAAUCCAAUGACCAAACACCUGAGAAGGAAACACAGAAUAAUGGAAAUAAGGUAGAAGAGUGUAAAACUAAGCCUGAGGCCACAGUAAAGUGUCUAGAAGCAGAAGUUUAAAGGAAAGAAUGUACAGUUCUUGAUGGAAGUAUAAAAUAAAGCACACAGAACUUGGCAGUGCUUUUAAACAUAAGUGAUUGUAAAUACUCAUAUUUUCUCCAUCUUUAACAUAUGAAACCUUGUUUUUUUAAUGAUUACAUCAUUGGCGACAAAUAUUCUUGCAGAAGAACAUGGUAUCCUAUUUACUUGAAAUAAAUUCUACAAAUUCAUAUUACAGCUCAUUUUUCAUCUUUAAUAAAGAAGCAAUUAGGAAUAUGCUAUUAACCACAUGCAUGACAUUAACUAUUUGCAUGGAAUUUAGAUCAAUAUAUACCAAAAAGGUUUUUAUGUCUGGCUGGAGGAUGUCUGCUAGCUUCAUGCCUAAAAUAAAAACUGGCUCUGUA
This is a messenger RNA of Melospiza melodia melodia, 4327 nucleotides long. RefSeq names its product lymphatic vessel endothelial hyaluronan receptor 1 (gene LYVE1). The transcript is spliced from 6 exons. Gene Ontology annotation, molecular function: hyaluronic acid binding; transmembrane signaling receptor activity. The record is from RefSeq and is a predicted model, not a curated record. The coding region runs from base 2997 to 3944 and encodes 315 amino acids. Gene Ontology annotation, cellular component: plasma membrane. Lineage: Eukaryota; Metazoa; Chordata; Aves; Passeriformes; Passerellidae. Gene Ontology annotation, biological process: cell adhesion.